CCGUUUCUCUCCUCUCUUUUCAAACGGAAGAGUGUUUGUUUCUUCGUUCCUUAAAAAAACGUCACCGCGUGAUAUCUAUAUUUGAAUGCGCUUAUUUGGUCCUAAAAAUUCAGCGUUUGGUUUUAAGCUAUGAAAUUUUUUUUUAUCAGUGCAAUGGAUACAGAUACAGAUCCUCAUGUUUAAAGCUUGAUCCCCCUGAAAUUGACCUUGACCUCCCGAAAUAUUUAAGCAAGGUUUGAUUAAUAUCCUUAAUGUUUUCCGAUGAUAUUCUACGACUUAAAAAUCACACGAUCCGGCCGCCAAAGAUGCUAAAAAAGCACAAACACAGGUGGCUAAGUUUUUUUAACACGUAAUUUUUUUAAGUAAGGAUUCAUUAUCAUGGCUUCCGUCUCCGUAAUGUUAUCCAUGGUUUUGCAGACGUAUUCGGUGUCUGUAGUGUCUAUGGCACAUUCGUUGCAUUUGCUCGGUUUCCCCCCGAGGAAAGUGAGAAGCAGGAAAAACAAGGAAAACAUGGAAAGCACGGAUAGCCCGGAAAGUACGGAGAUGGAAAGCACGAAAGGCACAGAAAGCACAAAGAAAACAAGACGCACGAAAAGCACAAAAGGCAAAAAACGCACGAGAAGCACAAAAACUAAAAGCACGGAAAGCAAAAAACCCAAAAGCACGAGAAGCACAAAAACCAAAAGCACGAAAAUCACAAAAACAAAAAAAAAUACGAAAACACCAAAAAUCAAGAAAAGCGCAAGGAACACGAGGCUUCCGCGAAUAAGUAAAAGCACGGAAAGCACCAAAAUUUCAAAAACCACUGAAGUUAUUGGAAGCACAGAAAUUUUGACAACCACAAGGCACGAAACGACAAGGUCAAGACCUAAAAUUAUAUCACCUUUUGAUGCAAUUUUUAGAGAAAAUGAAAUAGUGCCACAGAUCGUUAAUAACACACCAAUAUACAAAUGUGAGGUUGAAUAUGGCAAGGAGAAAAUACAUUUUGGGAACAACAUGACGGCAGAUCAAAUCGCAGAAAAACCAACUUUAAUCAAGUGGCCUACGCAGAGUGGUGCUUUUUAUACUCUUCUCAUGUUUGGACCUGAUGUCCCAACGCGGGAGAAAUCUUGUGAGAUGAUGUGGCGACAUUGGGCAGUUGGGAAUAUCCCCAAGAAUGACAUCGAUAAAGGAGACACCUUAGUCGAAUACGAAAAUAUCGAACCUUUCUAUAGGGCAGGUUUUCACAGGAUAUUGUUUUUUAUUUAUAAACAGCCAGGAAGAAGGAGAUUGAACUUCACAUCAAGUAAAGGGGUUAUUAAGAAAGGAUCGAAAUGGGAAGUGCGAGGAGUCUGGUAUAUUGAGCGUUUUCUCGCUAAAUUCAAUCUGACCGAACCAAUAGCAGCGAACUUUUUCUUUCUUUAUGAUUUGAAUCCUCAUCCAGAAAUUCCACACGUUACUGUAGAUCCACUGUCACUAAUUCGAUGAUGACCACUCACUUUUUGCAAAAAUAUAAGAAUUGAAAAAAAUUAAA
Bemisia tabaci is the source of this 1513-nucleotide messenger RNA. The record is from RefSeq and is a predicted model, not a curated record. NCBI's taxonomy places the organism in Eukaryota, Metazoa, Arthropoda, Insecta, Hemiptera, Aleyrodidae.